AGCGUAUCCAUCACUUUUAGAGAUUCCCGAUAAUCACCAGCCGAAUCUUGGUUUGGGCACCACCCCUAAAGCUUGACAUACACAACAACCUGCGACACCUCUGCUCAACUCGACCUGCCGGAGCCGACGAGCCCAGGACAAGCACGAGGCCAGCUUGGCGCAUGGCCAUGGCCGCAGCGUUACCGUAGAGCCUGCCCGCACCGCGCAACUAUGCAGUCUUCUCUGUGCAGAGCUGCGUCGCCUUGGCUAUACAAGCCAGCCCCAGCAUCAUGGCGAUCUAUUUCAACAUCGAGGUUCCUCGCCCGGAAUUCCUCUCCGAAGCUUCCUCGUGCCCAUAGAGGCCAUAAUCCCCUUGCAAAGCUACUUGGAUCUACUCCGCUGCCAGGGAAGAACCCGAGAUUCAAAGCACCGUAUGGCGUCAGCAAUCAGAGCCCUCUGAGCCCUCCCCGUGACGCCAGUCACACCUACGAUGCUUUCAAGAGGCUCGUGCUCACGCGAAUCGACCUCGUCUUUGCCAGAGAGGGCUGGGCUCAUAACAAGGCUCAGUGGAGGGCUUUCGGCCUGAACACACAGGAAGACUUUGACAAGGAGGCAAAACUGUUCCGCCUCGCGGUGGAAAAAGCUUGUGACCUUGCGACCUCGGAGAAGGCGAUUGGGAAGAACAACAACCCCUUAUUCUGGUCGCUACGGAAGGGCUUUGUCGACGGCGACGUGUCUGGGCUCACCGGAGAGAUACAGUACAGCUUUCAGAACUUCUUGAUGCGCACCAGGUUCCCAAAGAACAUUGUCGCCACGCAACAGGCCAUGGCGGACUUCCGCUUCCCCUACGAAUGGUUCCCAGCCACGCGAGCGAUGCAGCGGACGAUACAUCUUCACGUGGGACCGACAAACUCCGGCAAAACGUACAAUGCUCUGAAAGCCUUGGAGAAUGCCCGGUCAGGGAUAUACGCAGGACCGCUGCGACUUCUCGCUCACGAGGUGUAUUCUCGUUUCAUCGCGAAGGGCAAGAGCUGCGCUCUCGUCACGGGCGAGGAACAGCGCAUCCCGACAGAUUCGGACACGUACUUCCGAAGUUGCACAGUUGAGAUGACACCUCUUAACAAUCCAGUCGAUGUUGCAGUCAUCGACGAGAUCCAGAUGAUUGGCGAUUCGGAGCGCGGCUGGGCAUGGACUCAGGCCGUGCUGGGUGUCCAGGCGCGGGAGGUACAUCUGUGUGGAGAAGAGCGCUCGGUCGACUUGAUCAAGUCGAUAUGCGCCACAACAGGUGAUAAGCUCGUAAUACAUCAGUACAAGCGUCUCAGUCCCCUUAAGACGAUGGAUGAGAGCUUGAGGGGAAACUUCAACAGCCUGGAGAAAGGAGACUGUGUGGUCACUUUCUCGCGGGUGGGCAUCCACGCCCUGAAGAAGACUAUUGAGCAGAGGACGGGACGAAGGGUCGCCAUCGUCUAUGGUUCCCUUCCACCCGAGACAAGAGCUCAACAGGCUGCUCUUUUCAAUGAUCCUAACAACGACUAUGAUUUCCUGGUCGCUAGCGAUGCGAUAGGAAUGGGACUAAAUCUCGAGAUCAAACGGGUGAUUUUCGAGCAGACACACAAGCGGACUGCUACGACAUACCGGCAGAUGGAGAUCUCAGAGCUCAAACAAAUCGGCGGUCGUGCUGGUCGUUUUCGGACAGCUGCUCAUGCGAUCAAAUCAGGUGCCUCCUCAUCUGCGAAGGAGGGUGAUAUCAACGUCACCCCGCCAAAGCAGAUAGGACUAGUCACGACUCUCGAGCCUGAUGAUCUCCCGAUUGUACAGAGAGCUUUUUCCCAGGACGCCGAACAGCUGAAGACAGCAGGCAUCCAGCCGCCCCCGGCAGUUCUGGAGCGGUUCUCCAGCUAUUUCCCACAGAACACCCCGCUUACGUAUAUCCUUAUGCGGCUGAGGGACAUUGCCCAAGUUUCUCCUCGUUAUCACAUCUGCACCACCGGCGAGAUGCUCAAAAUAGCCAAUUUGAUCCAGGCGUUUCCUAUGCCCAUCUACGACAGAUGCGUAUUUCUCAAUGCUCCAGUCUUCUUAAGGGAAGAUGACGGAAUCAAGAUUCUGCAGGCUUAUGCCAAGUGCGUCUCAGAUAUGAGUGGAGGCCAUUUGCUGGACAUUCCCGAAAUUAAUCUGGAGCUGCUGGAUCAGCCAAAGGACGAUGAUCCAUUCGUCCGUGCCCAACACUUACGCAAACUCGAGACGCUUCACAAGGCCAUCACCCUGUACCUAUGGCUCAGUUAUCGGUACUCUGGAGUGUUCCAUAGUCAGCAUCUUGCGUUCCACGUCAAGCAGCUUGUUGAGACACAGAUUGACGAGCAUCUGGCCGAGGUCACCGAGUCGGACAGUGCACGCAAGAAGAGACUCAAGCAGAUGCGCCGGAUUGCCACGAAUGUGCAGCGCAAGAAGCAGAAGCUCUUGGGCGACGACAUUCCAGCUGAAGGAGAGCAGCACCACGAGGUUCCAGGGGACUGGAACGAACCCGGUCACGAAGAGCCCCUGUACGAAGAUCAACGAGAGCUGGAGAGUGCUUCCUCUGCUAGUGAAUCGACGAAGUAACUUCUGCCUCCCGAAGGACAUGGACCGAUGAAUCAUAACAAUUCACUCGGCUUGCGCGGUCUUAGAACACCACGCGCUGUAGAAUUAUCUGUACACAAUUUUUAUGACUGAUGUAUAUACGGCUAGGUAGAUGAAAUUAGAGCCCAAGACCGGCGCCAUUCAUUGAGAGGUCAUAUGGAUAAAAGCGCACAAUGCAUUCGCCAUUGUCGGCAGUAGCGAUAUGAAUGCGACUUGCCUCAGCCAGGCUGGACCAGUGACACAAUAUCACUGGAGGGC
Microdochium trichocladiopsis is the source of this 2853-nucleotide messenger RNA. Its product is annotated as P-loop containing nucleoside triphosphate hydrolase protein. The record is from RefSeq and is a predicted model, not a curated record. Bases 211 to 2577 code for a protein of 788 amino acids. Lineage: Eukaryota; Fungi; Ascomycota; Sordariomycetes; Xylariales; Microdochiaceae. Gene Ontology annotation, cellular component: mitochondrial degradosome. The transcript has 2 exons. Gene Ontology annotation, biological process: RNA catabolic process; mitochondrial RNA 3'-end processing. Gene Ontology annotation, molecular function: ATP binding; RNA helicase activity; hydrolase activity, acting on acid anhydrides.